AUGUCGGACCCGCUCCUGUUCGAAGACACUUUUACGAUCACCACGAUCAACGCCCAGAAGUACGACCGUGUGUCGCGCUUGACCUGCACCUCCAAUGAUGCCUCCGUCACAUUCACCCUCGAUGUGAACUCGGAGCUCUACCCGUGCGCGGUGGGCGAGUCGCUUUCUUUGGCUUUGGCCUCGACCCUGUCUCUUGACGGCAAGGAGGAUACCCGGAACAGCUGGAGAGAGGUCGCCAAUGGCGAUCAGACUCUUGCGAAUGACUACGACUAUGUUUGCCAUGGCAAGGUUUACCGAUUCGAGGAGGGUGCUACUAAGGAUACUAUGGCCGUCUUCGUUUCUUUCGGAGGUCUGCUUCUCUACCUUGAGGGUCCCUACAAGAAGCUUGCUCCUCUGCGGAUCGACCACGUCUACUUGCUUCUGAAGAAAUAG
Molecule: messenger RNA, 432 nt
Organism: Penicillium atrosanguineum
Lineage: Eukaryota; Fungi; Ascomycota; Eurotiomycetes; Eurotiales; Aspergillaceae
Product: DNA-directed RNA polymerase core subunit RPB8
Exons: 2
Coding region: 1-432 (143 amino acids)
Biological process (GO): DNA-templated transcription
Cellular component (GO): RNA polymerase III complex; RNA polymerase I complex; RNA polymerase II, core complex
Molecular function (GO): DNA-directed RNA polymerase activity
Source: RefSeq, a predicted model, not a curated record